Messenger RNA from Zerene cesonia (dogface butterfly), 1275 nucleotides. RefSeq names its product trimethyllysine dioxygenase, mitochondrial-like. Bases 123 to 1226 code for a protein of 367 amino acids. Lineage: Eukaryota; Metazoa; Arthropoda; Insecta; Lepidoptera; Pieridae. Gene Ontology annotation, molecular function: iron ion binding; trimethyllysine dioxygenase activity. Gene Ontology annotation, biological process: carnitine biosynthetic process. The transcript is spliced from 8 exons. Gene Ontology annotation, cellular component: mitochondrion. The record is from RefSeq and is a predicted model, not a curated record.
GUUUAUAAGCAUCAUACCCAAAUCAUAGCAUAUAUAUUCUAGUCGUAAGUUAAGAGUUACUUUGUUGUGAGCGCGUCGAAGUGUAUGGAUAUUCGUCUUGUGUUUUCUAAGUGUUUGCGGAUAUGAGAGGUAUAAAAGGUGUUGAGAGAAAGGGAACAACAUUGAAUGUUCAAUUUGUCGAUGGAGAAUCCAUAACCUUUGAAGAUUGCUGGCUUCGAGAUAAUUGCAGAUGUUCGACGUGUUUCAAUGCAUCAACGAAUCAAAGGGCUUUUCAUAUUUUAGACUUGCCCGAGGUUUCUUUUCAAGACGUAAAAUGUAAUAAAUCAGGCCUCACCGUGAUUUGGAACGAUAACCACAUAUCUACCUACACACCGGAUUUCUUAAUACAAUUUCACAAUAAAAUUUGGAACAAUGACCGAAGGAUGACGCCAAAGUUAUGGAGAGGCGAAGUUCCAGAAGUUGCCAGAAUUCCUGUUCACACAUUCAUUAACAGCACCGAUGGAGCUAAAUUAAUAUUUCAAUCGCUACUCGACUAUGGCUUGGCGUUUGUCGAACAAGUUGAACCCACACUAGAAGCCACGGAAGUGGUUUGCAAGGCACUAGGUGGAAUUCAGAACACCCUUUUCGGUGGGAUGUGGACGAUCAGCCCAGAGCCUGGUGUUAAUGAUACAGCAUACAUGAAUAUUGCUCUUAAACAACAUACAGAUCUAUCAUCCUUUACGGAACCGGCUGGACUUCAAGUAUUCCACUGCCUUCAACAUGACGGUAAUGGUGGAGAAAGCGUCGUGUCUGACGGUUUUUACGCGGCAAAUAAAUUAAAAGAAGAGCAUCCUGAGGACUUCGAAUUUCUGACCCGAUACAACGUUGAAGCGGAAUAUAUGUUCAAUGGCCACUCGUACAGAUACGCGGCGCCUGCCAUUGAAUUGGAUAGAUUUGGAGAUCUUAAGGCAAUCAGAUUUAAUUCAUUCGACCGAGCGCCGAUCGCCUUCGAUAAACCAGAAGAAUGCAGAGCAUAUUACCGAUCAAUGAAGAAUUUUGCGAAAUACAUAGAAGAUCCAGCCUGCCAAUGGCAAUUUAAAUUAAAACCAGGUACGAUUUUGGCAUUUGACAACUUCAGAGUACUCCACGGUAGGACUGGGUUCACUGGCAUGAGGGUUAUUGGCGGGACCUACGUAGCAAGGACUGAUUGGCUGGAUAAAGCUCGUGCUUUAGAACUUAUAAAGUAAUAUUAAUGUUAAAACUCCAUUUCACACGAGAAUUGACAACAAUCCCUAU